Messenger RNA from Anolis sagrei ordinatus, 1316 nucleotides. NCBI's taxonomy places the organism in Eukaryota, Metazoa, Chordata, Lepidosauria, Squamata, Anolidae. The record is from RefSeq and is a predicted model, not a curated record.
UGUUUUCCUUCUCCUCUUCCUUUGUGGUGACGUCACUUCCUGCGUGGAGGUGGCGGGCGAUUUCAAAGCCGGAAGAGAGAAGGAAGCAAGGAAGGAAAACAGGCGGCGAUGGCUGGAGGAGGCCGUGGCCUGCCAAGGCGGGCUCGCUCCGCAGGAGAGGCCCGGGCAGGCAUCGUUUCCUCUCCUCCGAGGCGAAGGUCCGAGCGCACGGCGGCUGCUUCCACAGCGGCUCCGUCUUCAUCCGAAAAGAAGGCAUGUUUGCGGCCCGGCGGGGCGGAUGUCGGUUCGCCUCCUGCGCCGCUCAAGGCGAAGAAGCCCAUCAUCACUCUGAAGAAGAUUGUGCCGCAAUCGAAACGGCAGGUCAAAGAGACGGCCGUCACGCCCCGACGGAGCCCAAGGGUCCCUGUACAGGAAGAGAAGGAGAACGUCCCAGAGGCCGGGAGUCCGCCCGCCAAGGAGCCUGCCAAGGCGGACGGUGCGGAGAAGAAGAAGGUCCUCUCGCCAAUUGAGGGCAAUAAUGCCGAGGGGGCCGACGAGCGGGACGAGACCAUGGCCAAGCGGGUGCGGCGCUCCUACAGCCGCCUGGAGCUCAGCUUCAUUGGGAAGGAAGGCAGUGCCGCCGUCUCCUCCACCCCGGACGCCCGCAAGCGGCAGACCCUCUUCGGCUUCGACCGGCUCCUGAUGGCGGAUGAGGUGGAAGCGCAAGCGUCACUCGGAAGCACCGUAAACAUUGCUGGGGAACGGGCCGAAGCUGCGUUGGAACCCGACACGGACCUCCCGGGCAUUGCGGCGGAGAAGCAGAAGCGCCGGAGGAAGAAGGCGCCCCAGUUCCAGGAAUCGGAGCUGGACGAAUGGAUGGCCCAGAUGAACGCCGAGUUCGAGGAAGCGGAGAAAUUCAGUCUCUGGGUGGAAUGAAGCCUUCUGCGUUGAGAUGCUGGACGCCCAACACUUUCCCAACGAACGAGAGACUGAAUGCCUUGGACAUGGCGGUGGAUCGUUGCUGCUGCGCGACAUUCGGAGUGCCCGGAACUGCAGCUGGAGGCUUGCGUUGGUCCCCUUCGGUCCUUCCUUCCUCCCUUCCUCCCAUCCUUCUCUUUCUUUCCUCCUUCCUUUCAUUUUCCUUUCUUCAACCCAGCCCUUCUCUUCCUCCGUUCCUUCCAUCUUUCCUUUCAUCCCCUUCCUUGCCUUCAUUUUUUCCUCCUUCUUUUCCUUUCCCUUUCCCUCCCUUUCCUCCUUCCCUCCCUCUCUCCAUUCACUUCCUUCCCCCCUUCUCUUCCUUCCAUCCUUCUCUUUCUUUCCUCCUUCCCUUCCCUCCC